CUUGGUCGGAAUGUUCCCCAAUUGGUUGCUUCAGAAUAACUCAAAGUUAGAAGUUAUCAAUUUAAUGAAGAACUCGUUCCAGGGAACCCUGCAGUUGCCCAAUUCUAAGCAUGAUUUGAUUACGCUGAAGAUUGCUGACAAUAGAUUUUCAGGUCAUCUCCCAAAGAAUGUUGCUAUGAUCCUUCCGAAACUAUCCUACAUAGAUAUGUCGAUGAAUAGUUUUGAAGGAAGCAUUCCUUCUUCAAUGGGAGACAUGAACAGUCUAUGGUUUCUGGAUUUGUCUGCUAAUAAUUUUUCAGGAGAAUUACCAAGAAGUCUCUCAAAAAAUUGCAUCAAUUUGAGAUUCUUGAAGCUAUCAAAUAACAACUUUCAUGGGGAAAUUUUUCCCAUAUAUAUGAACUUGACUAGGUUGGUGCACUUAUAUUUGAAUGACAACUUUUUCAGUGGGAAGAUAGGAGACAAGCUGACAAACAUCACUCAUUUAGAACUCCUAGACAUUUCCAACAACAAUCUAUCGGGUGGAAUUCCUGAUUGGAUAGGUAACAUCUCCUCUCUAACUAGCAUUUCAAUGUCAAAAAACCUCCUCAAAGGUAGCAUCCCGGACCAACUCUGCAGUUUGAAAAACCCUAAAGUUUUAGACCUCUCUGAAAACAGAUUUUCUGGGUCUUUAUCCUGUUUGCUUAAUAUCUCGUCCUUGCGAUUCUUGUAUUUGCAAAGGAAUGGUCUCAGCGGGUUACUUUCUAAUGCUUUACUAAGUGAAAGCUCUCGUUUGAGUACACUUGAUUUGAGAGAAAACAAACUUUCAGGAAGCAUUCCACCAUGGAUUAAUACACUUUCAAAGCUGCGCAUUCUUCUAUUAGCAGGGAAUCAUUUAGAGGGUCAAAUCCCUAACCAUUUAUGUCAAAUGCAAGUUUAUAUCAUGGAUCUUUCACGAAACCGGCUUUAUGGGUCCAUACCUUCAUGCUUUGCCAAUAUAUCUUUUGGGAUGGCAGCAGGUGAAUCUUCCUUUGUUACCAGUUUGAUCAGGUUCAAUGCAAUUAUCAGCCUUAGUUCUUAUUAUAGUUCCAAUCUUGAACUGAACUCAGACACUAGUGGUUCUCAGAGGCCAUAUAGACAAGCAGAAGCAGAAUUUACAACGAAAUAUAGACACAAUUCUUACCAGGGUGACAUUCUUCACUACAUGUUUGGAUUGGAUUUGUCAUGCAAUGAAUUAAGUGGUGACAUUCCAGCACAAGUUGGAGAGCUAAAGAAUCUUCGUGCGUUGAAUCUCUCACAUAAUAAGUUUUCCGGAUCUAUACCUGUGAGCUUUUCUAGCCUCAAACAAAUAGAAAGUCUAGACCUUUCAAGCAACAACUUGAGUGGCCAAAUUCCUUCUCAAUUGACCGAGCUACAUUUUUUAUCCAUAUUCAAUGUGUCAUACAACAACUUGUCCGGGAUGACCCCUGAUAAAGGUCAGUUUUCAACAUUUGAUAGGAGCAGUUAUGAAGGUAAUCCUAGUCUUUGUGGAUCCCUCAUUGAGAAGAGUUGCAACAGCUCGGAAGUGCCCCCAACAACAGUGCCCUUUGAUGGAGAAGAGAAUGACACUAUGGUCGAUACGGUGGCAUUUGGUUGGACUUUUUCUGCUUCAUAUGCUAUGGUACUAUUGGCAUUAGCCGCAGUCCUCUGCAUCAAUCCUCACUGGCGUUAUCUCUGGUUUAAUUCCGUUGAUUGGAUCAUUUAUUUAUGCUUCAAAAUGUUUAGUUAAAUGUAGCAUUCUCUUGGUGGUCUUGCCAAGCCUAAAUAACAUUAAGUGGACAUUCUUACUUACAUUUCA
This is a messenger RNA of Theobroma cacao (cacao), 1813 nucleotides long. The record is from RefSeq and is a predicted model, not a curated record. Lineage: Eukaryota; Viridiplantae; Streptophyta; Magnoliopsida; Malvales; Malvaceae.